Messenger RNA from Staurois parvus, 453 nucleotides. NCBI's taxonomy places the organism in Eukaryota, Metazoa, Chordata, Amphibia, Anura, Ranidae. The record is from the annotation of a GenBank genome assembly.
CACUGAUAAUCAGUGUGCCCUGAUGAUCAGUGUGGCCCCAGAAGUGCCAUCUGUCAUUGCUCAUCAGUGCCACGUGCCAGUGCCCAUCAGUGCCACAUCAAUGCCACAUAUCAGUGCAUACCAGUGCACAUCAAUGCCACACAUCAGUGCCCACCUGAGCUGCCUUUCAAUGUCACCCAUCAGUGCCAGUCAGUGCCACCUAUCAAUGCCAAUCAGUGCCACCUAUCAGUGCUGCCAGUGCCGCCUAACAGUGCCCGUCAGUGCCGCCUAUCAGUGCCAUCAGUGCCUCCUCAUCAGUGCCCAUCACUGCAGCCUCAUUAGCGCACAUCAGUGAAGGAGAAAAAUCACUUAUUUACAAAAUUGUAUAACAAAAACUAAAAAAAAAGUUUUUUUUUUUCAAAAUUUUCAGUGGUUUUUGGUUUAAGAAAAAAUAAAAAUCCCAGAGGUGAUUAA